Molecule: messenger RNA, 1026 nt
Organism: Xyrauchen texanus (razorback sucker)
Lineage: Eukaryota; Metazoa; Chordata; Actinopteri; Cypriniformes; Catostomidae
Product: lens fiber membrane intrinsic protein-like
Exons: 5
Coding region: 252-779 (175 amino acids)
Cellular component (GO): plasma membrane
Molecular function (GO): structural constituent of eye lens
Source: RefSeq, a predicted model, not a curated record
CAUUCUGAGUCCAUUGUUGAUGUAGAAGACUGGUGAGAUUGUAAUGGGACGAGGGAAUGAGUAAACGAGUGCAAAAGAUGUGCAUUACCUCAUUUCUCACAUGUUGGACUGGAUCAUUCGCUCUAUUGUGGCUGGAACAAUGAUGGCCAAGCGAAGAGAGCUUAAAAACCCAAGAAUCAGACAGACAGACAUCGAGCUACAGGACUGACAACAACCAACAUAGAGGAGAACGCUGAUCCGGUCUCUGCUUGAUGGUGUUGUCUCUGGUAGGCGGGGCCACCCUGUGUGGCGCAGCGGCCCUCCUGCUGCUCCUCCUCUCUACUGCAACGGACCAUUGGAUGCAGUAUCGCUACUCGGGAAAUGCAUCCAAUCAGGGCCUCUGGAGGUUCUGCAUCAAUCGCAAGUGCCACGCCCACACGCUCACUGUGGCUUUUUGGGACGCCACACGAGCCUUCAUACUGCUGUCGGUUGGGAGUGCUUUUGCUGGAGUGGUUUUGGGCUUUCUUGCAUCCAACAGGCCCAUGAGCAGCCGAGUACGAACCGGAGGGAUUGCACUGCUCCUGUCUGGAUUCUUUGGACUACUGGCUUUGGCAAUCUACACUGGAGGGAUGGUCAAUUUCUUUGGCAAGCGUUACAUUGAUUGGAGGUUCUCAUGGUCUUAUAUCUUGGGUUGGAUUGGCAUCAUUUUGGCUUUGGGGUCGGGUGUUUUGCAGCUUUAUGCGUAUAAAAGAAGCAUCGCUGAGCCUGCACCUGCACCGGCAAGUGUUUCGGACAGCUGAAAUAUUACCUGAGCUUCUCAAGAAAAUGAAAAACGUUAUUCUGGAUCUCAAACAUCACAUGAUAUCAUCACAAAACCAUUCAAAUAUUGGACCAAAAAGGUGGACGAAAUAAAUUGCUUUUGGGCUCCCUUUGUCAGUGCCAUGUUGUACUAUAUGUAUUGACAGUGUUUAUGGUACAUAUGGCGACCAUCUGUAAUGGUGCACAACCAAUGUUAUUAAACACCUGCCAUUAAAAACAGACCUGUCC